Molecule: messenger RNA, 1920 nt
Organism: Trichophyton verrucosum HKI 0517
Lineage: Eukaryota; Fungi; Ascomycota; Eurotiomycetes; Onygenales; Arthrodermataceae
Exons: 1
Coding region: 1-1920 (639 amino acids)
Source: RefSeq, a predicted model, not a curated record
AUGACUGGCGCGCACACACUUCCGAAGGACUUUACCUUCUUCUCCCCGACCGAGUCUGAACCGAGGACCCCAGAUCGUCCUCUUCGCGAUCUCUCUCAUCCACCACGGCCUCACCACGCCUCUCAUCGCGUCAGGAGACGGCGCAUGGAGCGGAAACCCAUCCCCUUCUGCGCGCCAGAUGUGCCUUUACCCUCCAUCGAGCUAUCGCGUAUCUCGCCUGCCGAAUCCGCUAGCGAUUCCCAAUCUAACAGCACCCCAGCCUACAUCUUCGAGGGCUGCGCUGGCUAUCUUGAUGUGCCACGACGGCAGAGAACCGACCCCAAAACACCACCAGCCCAGAUUCGUGACCUAGCCUCUCAAUCGUUUGAGAAUGGUGCCGUGGAUGGGACAACAACUCCUGUUGGCGCAUCCAUUACCAGGCCUUCUUCUGCCUGCUCGCAUGCCUCGGAUUCUUCCUUCUCUUCCACCUCAGCCGCGUCCUUUGACUCGUUUGAUUCAUUUAUCUCCUUUGGCGGUAGCUGCACCAGCCCCGAGACUGAGAUAGAUGACCCUUUCCUCGCGGUCAGCCUGCCAGAUAACAAGCAAAACCUGGACACUCCGUCGAAGUCCGUCAAGAACACGCCCGUUAUCCCAGCUAACCUCAGCCAGAACCAGCGAUGGACCUCGGAGAUGGACCAACAUCUCUGGAAUACCUACCAGACUCAUCUCCAGGAUCCCACCAUUACCCCAUUCAAGAUGUUGCCUGGUAGUUUGCCACCCCUUGGAGUCUCCCACCGGGUCGCAAGAGAGGCACGCAGGGCUUGGAUGAAAACAAAACAGCAGCAGGAGCAGCAGCCCCCGUCACAGUCACAGUCACAGUCUCAGUCCCAAUCCCAGCCUUCCCAGUCCCUCCCUUCUCAGCCACCAGAAACUACCAGUUCUGCGAGCAGAAAUACACCACAGUGGCCUCGCUCAGAUGCUGUCACCCGGCGGAGACUAAAGGAGCUAUGCAAAAGAAAAUACUCUAUUGCUCCUCACUAUCAACGACUCUUGGAGUCUCGAAGUCCGUCCCCUCCUCCAGACCUGCUAGACAGCUACACUGCCACUGCUGCUACUCCUGUUUCCGUCCCUUUCACCAGAGACCUCGGUAUCUCUCUUGUCUCCGGAACAAUGCCCAGCGACCCCCCGGAGGCUGCUUCAACUCCCAACAUCGUCUCCAACACGGUUAACUCUAUGGCAGCAACAGCUCACCACGAUGACAUCCCACGUCUCGGCUCACCCUUUAUGUAUCAUACCUGGGGGCCUUCAAAUUCUCGUCGCGUUUCGCAAGCAGAUACAACUCCUGUCAAGCCUGCUGUUGAUGCACACGAUACAGUCCAUGUCACUGGUUCCCGCCUACGUUCGGGAAUUGCGCCUGACCUAUUCACUCCCACCAACAACAAUCAACGUCUGCCAGAGGCAACAGUCCCGGCUGAUGCCAAAGACCAAACUUCAGCCCGUGUCCGCAUUCGUACGCGCACCAGAGGCCUCACGACAAACAGCAGUAGCAAUUCUCACAGCAACAACAUGCUCAACGUAAAUUCGCGGCACAGACUGAUUCAGCUUUUCACUCCUCCAUCCGGCUCGGGUUCUAACGAAACCGACGGCUUGCCUUCACAUAGCCAGACUCACAGCCCAGAAGUUGAAGGAGAGCGGAUCAAACGUCUGGGAUCUCCCUUCAACCUUGAUCUCCCCGCAAGCAAACGGCCGCAGCCGCACCCGCGACAAUACCAUCGUCCUCGCCAUGCACCGUCUCGCUCCGACACUUUUCUCAUGCAUCCGACACUAAACACCCAGGGACAGCCGUUUUUCUCCACCCUCUCCUCUGCUGCAGAUAUAGAUGUCCCUGAUACGGAACGCGCACCAGCUCCAGUCACAGCGUUGCACUCGCCAGAGGCAUAG